CUAUCAGUCGCUCGCUGAUUACGUACCCUGAUGGACUGCUUCGUUGUUUCCUGGAUUCUGCCAGCGCCAACAUGCUCGUGAAUGGUGAGCCCGCGCGCUCGCAGUGCCCGGUUGUGGGUUGCUUCGAGGAAACUGGAUGGAAUAUGCAGUGUCCGAUGUCGGGUCAGUGGGCGCGACAGCCGAAUGAUGUGUGCAGUAGUGUUUAUUCAAAUUUUGACUCACCAUCAGUGGAGUGCUAUAGCAACUAUUAUGUGCCCCAUGCGACUGAGGCUCAAUACUUCCACCAGGAGUACAGCCAACCUGUUAGAUAUAUUCAACCGCAGCCUAUAAUUCCUAACCUGCCCUGUAAUCAGGUCCCGCAAUGGAAUUACAACACCAUGUGCUACAAUGUUGACGGCCAACCGUGUCAGUACACCAGAAUAGUCGAUUUGGAAGACUUCAUGAAUAAUGAGAAAAGAAAGGAGAAGUCUCGAGUGGCUGCUCGAUGUCGCCGUACUAAAGAGAUGCAGAUCUUCACGGAACUAACUGCCGCGCUACCGGCCAAAAAGGAGGAAGUGGAGCAACUUGACAAAGCAUCCGUCAUGCGCUUGGCUAUAUCUUACCUACGCGUGCGUGACGUUGUCUCUAUGUUGUCAACAGAAAACACGGAAGCGCCCAAAAUGGAGAGACCUAAAGGCUUGGAGGACGUGUCUUCAGAACUAUCUUAUAUGAAGGCACUGGAUGGAUUCGUUUUCGUGCUAUCACAACAAGGCGACAUUGUGUACUGCAGUGAGAAUGUUGCGGAUCACCUGGGAGUGUCACAGAUGGAGAUAAUGGGCCAAAGCGUGUUCGAGUUCAGCCACCCGUGCGACCACGACGAGAUUCGAGAAGCGCUCCGUUCGAAUGGCACCGGUCGACGUGAUUUGUUGCUGCGUCUGAAGUGCACACUUACGAGCAAAGGAAGGAAUGUGCAUUUGAAAUCAGCUUCUUAUAAGGUCAUUCACAUCACAGGGCACAUGUUGACUUCGGAAGACGAUAAGCCUCAAGAACACAACAAUAAUCAAGAAAAGGAGGAUAGGAAAGAGGGCGUAGAAAAGAAGCCAAUGAAGAACGGUUCCCUCAUCGCUGUGGGGAGACCCAUCCCUCAUCCAUCCAAUAUCGAGACCAUAUUAGAUAGCAAAACAUUCCUCUCCAAGCACAGUCUGGAUAUGAAGUUUACUUACACUGAUGAUGCAUUGAAGAAUGCUCUUGGAUACGAGCCAGACGAGCUAGUAGGCCGCUCAUUGUACGAGUACCACCAUGCGGCCGACACCGCUUCCAUGGUUCAACAAUUCAAAUCAUUGUUUUCCAAGGGACAAUGCGAAACCGGGCGAUAUCGCUUCCUGGCCAAGACGGGCGGGUAUGCUUGGGUGCAGACCCAGGCCACCGUCAUCACAGACAAGCAGCAGAAACCAGUCAGCGUAGUCUGCGUCAAUUACAUUAUAAGCGGUAUCGAGUCCAAAGAUGAGGUGUUUGCUGCACACCAAGUGCAGUACGCGGACUUGAAACCUGUUGUCAUUCAGAACACAGCUACUCGGGCCGCUGCUAUUUGUCCGCCCAUUGAAGUUGCAAACGGUACAAUAGUACCUGCUCCGAUUCCGGAAGAGGAACGCCCCAUACCGGUCACAGAGCUCAUAUUUGCGCCGAGAAAGAAGGAAAUGAACAAAGGCUUUCUCAUGUUUUCAUCAGACGAAGGACUUACAAUGCUUAAAGACGAGCCGGAAGAUCUGACUCAUUUGGCUCCAACGGCCGGUGAUACCUGCAUCCCUCUCGAAGACAAUUCUUUCUUUUUCGAUGAAUUUAUACUUAAUGAUAAUUACUGCAGUUUGUUGGGUGACGAUCUUACUAAUACGUCGCCAGAUUCUUUAACUACGGAUUCCUUGAUGUUAUCUUCGCCUGAACCGCAGGAAACUGAAUCAUCAUGCGAGCAGUCAUCCUUACUAACAGAUUUAUCGUUAGACACCUUUGACAGUGCAAGGUCAGACAACGAUAUCGAUGACACAAAUUCGCCUUUUAUUCCAUUGAGCGAUGAACUUCCUGUACUGGAACCAGCAGUUAUGUGGGGUGCUUUACCUGACAAUGUCAGUUUAGCAAGACCACAACCCUCAGAGUCAUAUUCAACCUCGCCAGCGCCAGCGUUACAGCGCUUACUCGCGGCACCGAAUACGGGCCCGCCACCACAGGAUCUCAUUUCUAAUAUUUACUCGGACCAAGGUAUAAUUCCAAGUAAGAGUAUCGCACCAUGGGACACUGGGGUUAAGAGAGUAAUGAAACAAGAAGAGGUACAUAAGGCAAAACGUGCGAAGCGCAGUCCUUCACCGCAACAAACGUCGUCUCCAAGCAAACAGUCCUCGAGUGUCCUCAUGAACCUCCUGGACGUACCACAGCAAUUACCAGCGCAUAACAACGCCCGUUCCGACUACCAAGUGAUAAUCAAUCACCAGAAAUUCUCCACACAGAAACCCCUAGACAGAAGUAAUAUACCGGUGCCCGUUAUUAACAUGCAAACAGUACCAAACAAACAAGUAACCAAUAGCACCAAUAGCCCCAUUACCAACAUAAUGAACAUGAACAUAAAUAAUAAUGUCAUGUCACCCUUAACUCUCAAUAUAGGGAGUCCUAUGUAUUCCCUACCGUCAAGUCCAAAUACACCCAAUUACAGCCCAGCAAUGAGUCCAGCUCAAAGAGUUCUGAGUCCUUAUUCCACUCCUCAGUCUAUGUCGCCUGUGGGUAAGUACAAUCAAAUGUACAGCCCUAAUAAUAGACUGUUGUCCCCGGCUACAGUGAUACAAGGCAGUGACCCGUACCUAUCAAAUAAGAUGCAGGCGAGUCCGAGUUUCCCGCUACCGACGGGCGAUUUACUGCUGGACAACAACGUAUCCCUCACAUCGGAUUUCUGGACCGAGUCAGAAUUAUUGCAAGGCGCAAACGAUCUACUCUCGGCAUUUGACGACGUUAAAUUAGCUUAGUGCUUCUAGUAAUUUGAGUGAUUUCUUUGGAAGAUUCGAUGUAAUUUAAAACCAAAAUUUAAUGUAAUUUAACAAUUAUGAAAUCUUUUAAAAUACCGAUAACGUAUUUUACUGUUUUGUAUUCAUUUCCAAUUUUAUUGACAUCUGUACAGAUUCUGAGGCAGGGUAUUGAAGUAUUGUUUAAUUAAAACGUAAGCUUCUAGCAGAAAUCACUCAAAUGCAAUGAAAGAACGGAAUUCUUUACAUGCUAAAAAUAAAUGUCAAAGGGAUUCCACGCUGAGUGCCCACGCUGUUAUUACACUGUAGCCUGUUUCCAUUUAACUUGUUUGUAACGUGAAGAAGCUACAAUUUAUCUGUUGUGCGUAUCGCAUGCUAUAAUAACAACAUACGUUAAAACUCUAAAUAGUUGGCCGUGGCUUUGGGGCUUCGCAGUGCCACUACGAAAACAUCAUCUGUUUAUCAUUUCAUAUUAUUCAAUAACAACUAACGUGUACAAUCAUUAAAUUAUAUAUUUGAAAAUCUAUAAUUAUGAUCACAUUAAUGUUCAAAUUUUACUGACUUAGGUCUUAUUUCGUGAAGCCCAUUUCACUAGUUUCUGGAUUAGUAUUAUUUAAUUUAAUUUCGCUGCUAUUGGUCUACGUGAGACUACAAAAUUUUAUUAUGGGAAAUUGAUCCACCUUGGUAAAGAUUUUCCUUAUAAAACAUUGUAAGUUUUCGUAUCAUUUCUCAAAAACCUUAUUUAUUAUUGCCUUUGCUAAUUUAUUAAUAUUUUUCUAAAAUCCAUUCCAGUAUAUAAUUAAAGUUUGGUUUUUCUUUUCGGUCUAUAUACUGUUUAUGGAAUUUGCAGACUAAACAGCUUUCGUUAUAGUUAGUCUAACAUUCAAAGAGUUGUAUAAGCAGAUUUACUUCAUUUUAUAGUUCGAUUCUGCCGCUAGUUUUCCUUUUACCAAAUACUUCUGUUGUUGUUGUUUUAAUUUUACUUCUCUCGUCGAUUCUAGUUCAAUUUAUAUUGGCUACUAUAUAAUUUCAGAGGGCAAUAAACCAUCGACGUGACUUAGAGACGGUAUAUUACUAUUUAACAAUGAAUUAUGGUGUUAGCAGGUUUUUGUACACAAUACGUUGGUAGAAUUAUAUUAUAGAUACAAUAUUAUAUAGAGAUAUAUUUUAGUAUUAAGGUAUUAAUAGUUAUAAGGUAAAUGUUCAGACAUAUUUAUAAGUGGUUUUAAAUUUUAAAUGAAAACAUACAUGAUGUUGCUUAUACUUAAAAUAAAGUAUGUUAAAUUAAUUCUGCAAUUUUACAUUGAAAAUACGGACAUUUAAAAGUUUUUUGGAUUUUAUUAUUACAAUUUGAUUUUUUUCGAUAGUUUGCUAGGGGAUGUGGUGGACUAAACACACUGUGUUUAUGGGAAACUCGAUUUAUUAAUAGUUUUUCGAGAACUGUUUCUCUAGAAAAAAGUUCAAUUUUACUGUUAGAACAUUCCUUUAAAAUGAUGUUAAUGAUUUAGAUUUCACUCUGUAUUUUAAGAUUUUGUUAAAAUCGACUCAUGAGGACAAAAACGUGGGACCAACACGGGAGUACACUCAAUCUUAUUGCAAAAAUGAUGAUCAAAAUCGGUGCAAUGAUCAAAAUGAGUCUGCAAUGUUUUCGCCAAUACUUGACAAAGACAUUGCAUGCUCAUAAAAAUAAAAGUAGGUGAUCUACACCACUCUAAAGUUGAAAAUUGUUUGCAGAGUAGAAAUGGUACAGUGGUUCCAUGACAACAUUUUUACUUUAUGACAAGUUUUUUAAUAGAAAUAAUAUAAAUAACCUUAUAUACACAUAUAUCUAAUUUAAUAGUGUACUAUAUAAACACACAAUUUUCAUCCUACUUCAAUAGGUGUAGAUUAUCAGUUCAUCUACUUUUUUUUCAUAUGACUUCAAAAUAGAAAAUAUUGUAUAACCGUCAGUUACAAACUGAUUUGGAAAUUUCUAAUCUAAAAUAAUAUUCUUUUAAAAUUAAUUUUUUAGAACAUUACCUUAAUAAAAUUUUUAAUGUUGUCAUCCUUCGUAAUUUCUGUAACGAUUUUGAUUACUCUUUUGUACAAAAUUGAAGUUAGUAUUAUAACAAAAUCUUAACCUUAGUUCCAUAACUAUUGAAUGGAUUUCAUAAAAAUGCCUUGUAUGAAAUGAUAUUAAUAAUAAAAUCAUAAAACUUGACAGAACGACUAUGUUGCGAUUUAUAUCAAGUCUUCUAAAUUAAAUGAAAAAUAGGAGAAAAAUAAAAUAAUUUUAUUAAAUAUAUCAUAAUUAUUUGUCUAAUGUAAUACAAUAUUAAUUUUUAAAAACAUUUGAUUUAUAAAAACGAUUAAUGUGAAAGAAAAUUGGCAUAUGUAAAAUUUUGAUGCAGUAUAAUUCUUUGAAAUAUUUUGUUAUAAUGAAUUAAUUUUUAAUAUACGAUGGGAAUAGUUUAUGUUAUGUAACUUAUAUUUUACGAACAAAAUAUAUACUCACUUAGAGAAAUAAGCAAACCUCACUUCACGAUAUUGUUUCCAAUAGUUUACUUUUGGACCCUUGUCAAACCAUAAAGUACAACUAGAUCGAAAGUGGAAACUACUUCAUAUUGGUAACUAUCAAAACCACUACAUGAAGUUAUGACUAGAUUCACACUGUAAUGUACAUCACGGUACGUUCACGGUCUAAUUUUGAUUUUGAAAUAUUAUCAAAUAAACACUUCGUAUUGAUCUUGAGUGGAACUUGACUGUAACAAAUAACAUAAAUAAUACACAUUGUUUCUUAAAUAACAAUGCCAAUGUACUGAGCAGGGCUUAUCUAGCCGCCGAACUGUCGUUUUUCACUCGAAAGCUAGUCAAGAGUGAUUUAUUGUACUAAUCAUUUCGCCAUCCAUCCUUCUGAGACGACCCUAAACAGAAAAUUUGAAUUGAUAUUAGCAUACUGUCUGUCUUAGGGUAAAUUGUCACUGUAGCCUAUUGACGGCUGCAAAUACUAAGGCCGUCACGUGCGUAUUGUCAACCCUGAAUAAAACUUAACUCAUCCUUUUUAAAGAAGCCUACACUAUAGUCUUUAGUGAAAACCUCAGAAGGGAGCUCAUUCCACAGCCUGAGUGUUUACAGCUUAUAUUUUUAUCUAUUAUGUAUGUAUAUGUAUUUCCAAUUUAAUGGGUAUGUAAUAUAAUUUAAUAUGUCCAUCAAUUAACCAUACAUCAAGCUCUAUUAAAUUAGAUACUAGAUGGCCCUCUAUGAUAUAUCCAGAGCUAUUAUUUUGAUCUAGUUGUGCAAUAUUCAGCCGAUUUCACAUUUGAUAAUUCGCACUGAGAAUACUUAAAAUGUGAUGAAGUGAGGGUUACUUCAUUAAGUUUAAAUCUCAGCCAUUGAUUUUUAUUACAUUACAUUUUGAAAACUAACGCAAAAUUUCAAUAUCAUUCCGUCAGUGAUUUCAAAAUUGUGUUUGACAAUAUUUAAAUCAAGCUUCUAGCACAAUAAAUAGGUGUUCUCAUUGCUUACGACUUGUAAAUCUCAAUAAUAUUAAUUUUAAUCCACAGAGUUCAUUUUUUAUCCAUAAAAGAACAGAGAUACCCAAAGAAAUUCUGAUAGGUGGCUUAUUUAAGUACGCUUAAACCGCUGCACAAAAAUCAAAAGAGAAAUCGGCUGAUGCUUUUUUUAUAAUAUAUAUAAGCACAUUCGUGACAAACAGAUAAUAAACUAAAGCACCAUAUACACGAAGAGAUUUAUCUCCUACAUCAAACGAAACGAUAAUAGUAACAAUCUGUCUUUAUAUUUUCUUUCAACCACACAAAAUCGGUUGAUUUUAAGAUCCCACACGAAUUGCAACGAUUAUCGUUCCGUAUAUAGAGCUAAAGAUAAAAGAUACUGUUUGUACUCUCGUAUAUGGUGUCUUAAUUUCAUAUAUUGCUUUCUUUGCCUCUUAUUUAUCUGUCCGUCUGUAUGUGUUUGUAACCAUAGAUUACUAGGUACACUUGUUUACAAUCAAAAAUAUUUCUUUAUAAAACAAUUACAUUAGUGCCCUCUAUUAAAUAUUGUUGAGACUUCUUUAUCUGGUUAAUAAUGAGAAUACCGCGAUAAACUAGUGCUUCGAAACAUCACUAGAGGGCACUUAUAAGAAUAUAUCCUUUAUCACUGUUUUCAAGUACAAUGAAUCGUAAAAUGACAUCCAAUGUAAUGCAAUCUUUCUUCUUUAAUCUCGUUAGAUUAUUUUAUGUAGCGUAUUUUUUUAGUAUGUUAAUAACCUUAAUAUUAAGUUGGGAUUGUUACAGUCUAUAAGUAUAUAUUAGUGUGUACCGAUGUUGUAUUUUGUGUUCGAAAUACGUGUAUAUUCCUGCGGCAUGUUUGAACACCUAGUUAUAAAAUAUAUAAUUUAAUUAUAUAGAGGUGCAUACCGUACAUUUGAUUGUCAUUAUUGAAUCUAAACACAGCUAAACACGUGAAAGGGUUAUAUUAGAUAAAUCGUAAAAUAAGUUACCUUGUGUUGCUUUUUUUAAUCUACUCUACAAUCCAUUUACUUCAGAAACAAAUAUAUAUUAGAAAAAUCUAUAUUAAACAUUUACUUCUUAUUACCGAUUCUUAUUUAUCAGACCAUUAGAUUUAUUAUAAAAUUUGUAAAAUCAAUAUUUAAUUGUACACUAAACUUACUCUUAAUAAGCCAAUUUCAUAAAAAUAAUAUUUUAAAAUAUUAUUACUACAACAGUUGACCUGAUACGGAUACAUGAUGUAGGGGAGACCGGGGUAAGAUGGGAUACUUAAGAGAAAAAAUAUCAUAAUGCAGAAAUAAAAAGGUUUAAUAUAAUCCGCUUACAAAAAAAGGAACAAUUACAGUUUCAAUUUAAAUAAUUAUAAUGUUUUAUGGCGCAAAAUCACAUACAUUACAUUUUAUGACGUAAUUAUAAUAUUCUUAAGACUAAUGUUACUGUAUGUGCCUAUUUUUAUCUUUUAAGCUUACACUGUGUAGGGAAACAAACAUACUGCCAAUUUUCAUUAUUUUAUCUACUAUAUAAUUGUCUUAUUGUUAUUAUUAUACUGUCCAUUCUUGUGCCAUAGAUAAAUGUCACAUAAAAUUGGAUUUCAAAAAAUUUUAUCUAAUUUAUAUAUUAUAAUUACACCAAUAUAAAAAUUCUAUCUAAGUAAACAAAUUAUUAUUAUCAAAUUCAAUAAAAAAUUGUACAUAAAAUAAUAAACAUGUUUAUAUUACUAUUUUAGAUAUUAUAAUAAUUGUCAAGCAA
Galleria mellonella (greater wax moth) is the source of this 8221-nucleotide messenger RNA. Its product is annotated as hypoxia-inducible factor 1-alpha-like. Gene Ontology annotation, molecular function: DNA-binding transcription factor activity, RNA polymerase II-specific; protein dimerization activity; RNA polymerase II transcription regulatory region sequence-specific DNA binding. NCBI's taxonomy places the organism in Eukaryota, Metazoa, Arthropoda, Insecta, Lepidoptera, Pyralidae. Bases 72 to 2987 code for a protein of 971 amino acids. Gene Ontology annotation, biological process: regulation of transcription by RNA polymerase II; cellular response to hypoxia. The transcript has 12 exons. Gene Ontology annotation, cellular component: transcription regulator complex; cytoplasm; nucleus. The record is from RefSeq and is a predicted model, not a curated record.